UUCUCUCUGUAUGCCCUCCCACUUAUUAGUCCCACAGCUUGUUCCUUCCGUGGCGGCUGCUUUGCUCCUCCUCGUCUCGCGCUGCUUCAUUCAGACGUCGCUCAUUGACGGUGCUCGCGCUCUUUUCGCUCGCUCCCGCCCCCUCCCUUUGGCUUAACCCCCGCUCGCGAGACCGGCGUUCCCCUCAGUGGGCUGUUUGGCAUCUUACCGGCUCCCAAGAUGGCGUCUAUCAUGGAGGGUCCGCUGAGCAAAUGGACCAACGUGAUGAAAGGCUGGCAGUACCGCUGGUUCGUGCUCGACUACAACGCUGGACUGCUUUCCUAUUACACGUCAAAAGAUAAAAUGAUGCGAGGAUCACGCAGAGGCUGUGUUAGAUUAAGAGGAGCUGUGAUUGGUAUAGAUGAUGAAGACGACAGCACCUUCACAAUAACUGUUGAUCAGAAAACCUUCCAUUUCCAGGCUCGAGAUGCUGAUGAAAGAGAGAAAUGGAUUCAUGCUUUAGAGGAAACCAUCCUUCGGCAUACUCUUCAGCUCCAGGGUGUGGAACCUGGAUUUGUUCCAAGUGUCCAAGAUUUUGAUAAAAAACUUACAGAAGCUGAUGCUUACCUACAAAUUUUGAUAGACCAAUUGAAGCUCUUUGAUGAAAAGCUUCAGAACUGCAGAGAUGAUGAUCAGAGAAAAAAGAUUGAAAACCUCAGAGAAACAACCAGUAGCAUGGUCGAAUCAAUAAAACACUGUAUUGUGCUGCUGCAGAUUGCUAAAGACCAAACUAAUGAGGAGAAGCACGCAGAUGGACUUAUAAGCACUAUUAAUCCUGUUGAUGCAAUAUAUCCACCUAGUCUCUUGGAAUCUUCAGUGAACAGCACAAUGCCUACACAGACUGUCUUACCUCCAGAACCAGCUCAACUUUGCAAAUCAGAACAGCGACCAUCAUCCCUGCCUGUUGGACCUGUUGUAGCAUUACUUGGAAACCAUCAGACUCCAACACCAAAUAGUACAGGAAGUGGACAGUCAGCACCCAGCAGCAGUUUAACUUCUCCAAGCCAUGUCAAUCUUUCUCCAAAUACAGUUCCAGACUUUUCUUAUUCUAGCAGUGAAGAUGAAUUUUAUGAUGCCGAUGAAUUCUAUCAGACUAGCUCAUCCCCAAAGAGAUGUUUGGACCCCUCAGGAUCUGGAACAAUUUUAACACGUAGCAACACAGGAAGUAGCAUGAAACGCCCAGACACAGCGGAGUCCCUCAACUCUUCAGUGUCUAAUGGGACAAAUGAUGCUGAUCUUUUUGAUCCUCAUGAUGACAGAGAUGAUGAUGCUGAAGGGGAGUCGGUGGAAGAACACAAAAGUGUUAUCAUGCACCUUUUAUCACAAGUUAGGUUAGGAAUGGACCUAACAAAGGUGGUUCUUCCAACUUUUAUUCUGGAAAGAAGAUCACUCUUAGAAAUGUAUGCAGACUUCUUUGCGCAUCCUGAUUUAUUUGUGAGUAUUAGUGAUUACAAAGAUCCAAAGGAUCGUAUGAUUCAAGUGGUAAAAUGGUACCUCUCAGCUUUCCAUGCAGGAAGGAAAGGAUCUGUUGCAAAAAAACCUUACAAUCCCAUCUUGGGAGAAAUCUUCCGAUGCCAUUGGGUACUGCCAAGUGCUGAACAAGAAGAAAACAUGGAGACAAUUGCAGAUGGACCUGUUCCAUGGGUUUCCCAAAACAGUGUGACAUUUGUAGCAGAACAGGUUUCUCACCACCCUCCAAUUUCAGCAUUUUAUGCAGAAUGCUCCAGGAAGAAAAUUCAGUUCAAUGCCCACAUCUGGACCAAGUCAAAGUUCUUGGGAAUGUCUAUUGGUGUUCAUAAUAUAGGCCAGGGGUGUGUAUCAUGCUUAGAUUAUGAUGAACAUUACAUUUUGACCUUCCCCAAUGGCUAUGCAAGAUCUAUUCUCACAGUGCCAUGGAUAGAGCUGGGAGGAGAGUGCAGCAUUAGCUGCUCGAAGACAGGCUAUAAUACUAACAUAAUAUUCCACACAAAACCUUUCUAUGGGGGGAAAAAGCACAGAGUUACAGCGGAAAUAUUUUCACCUAAUGAUAAAAAAUCCUUCUGCUCAAUUGAAGGAGAAUGGAAUGGUAUCAUGUAUGCGAAAUAUGCAACAGGGGAGAACAUAGUCUUUAUAGAUACCAAGAAAAUGCCUAUCAUUAAGAAGAAAGUAAGAAAACUAGAAGAUCAAGAAGAGUAUGAAUCCCGCUGCCUAUGGAAAGAUGUAACCUAUAAUUUAAAAAUCAGAGACAUUGAUGCAGCUACUGAAGCUAAGCAUAGGCUCGAGGAAAGACAAAGAGCUGAAGCCAAAGCCAGGAAAGAGAAAGAGAUUCCAUGGGAAACAAGGCUGUUCCACGAAGAUGGAGAAUACUGGGUUUAUGAUGAGCCACUACUCAAGCGACUUGCUGCCAGUAAAUAUUAAGCAGGCCAGGCCUGUGUAGUUCAAUCCUUGGCUUAGUGGCACUAAUUGUAAUAUUCAAGGACUCUUCUUUUGGAGAGCCCGUCUCCUCCAGUUACAGUUCCUAUCUCAGGGAUACUGGACUUGCUCAUGCAGUGAACAAUUAAAACAGGAAGAGCCCUGACUGUGUAGCAGUAAUUUAUAUUGGCCUUUCCUGUCUGACCUCUCAUGCUUCUAAGAGAAUAAAACCAAGGCUCGAGCUAGACAUACAUGCUAAGCAUUGCUGUAAAAGGCGCAAAGAGGCAUAUACCUCUUACAUACUCCAUUCUGGUAUUUACAUACUACAUUCACAUGGCUUCACUUAAUUAGAACUUGUUAAUUUCUGUGUAAAUAUAAGGACUUCUUUUGCCAGUUUAGAAAACUCAAGGUAGUGUUUAAUAAUAAUAAUAAAAAUCUGGCAUUUGUUUCCCCAAAAAGACUUUGAAUUUUUAGAAACAGAAAUGUAAUUAUAGAUUACCACUUGAUUCUUGCAGAUGCCUCUAUAAUGCUUCAUAAAAUAAUUUUCAAAUGUAUGCAUUGUUUUAUUUUAGAGCAAAUCAUUUACGGUCUAAAAUGCUUUGCUAUAAAGAUGUUUAGGACAAGUUGAUCCCAUUCAGUGGAGAUAUUAAUUUGGAAAAUUCAGUUGCCCAUAUCGUAUACUGAUUUAUAUCCUAAAUGACAUAGAAUGGAGACUAAGUGACCAGUUGUUCCUGAUUACAUCUGUUCUAUCUUAAAGACUUGUGUCUAGACACAAACAAGUGAUCACACUGAGAUCUGUGCUAUUUUCUUCAGAUGCUGGUGGUAGCUUUAAGUUCCAUGGGUUGACUUUAUCGGUCUGAUUUUCUUUUCCUCAGUCCUGUGAUAACCAGAACUUUAAAAAUCAACAAAAACAAUGAUCCUGCAAUUAAAGUGGCCAAUCUAUUUUAGGAGCAGUUGUGAUUAAAUAGUGAAAAGCUCCUUCCUUUUAUGUGUGUGUCCUAGAGAAUUCAGGUAAACUGAACAAUUGCUGUCCUUUUUUACACUCUCUAUUAAGGCUACCAUAGUCCUUAUUUUGAUUGGAACAGGCAUAGAUGUUCUGCAACUUGCCUUAUAAAACCCAGGAGAUUUCAGAUUGUAAUUUGGCCUUCCAGCUUUCAAGCUUCCUGCAUACCCAAGCCUUAACCACUACUGCCAGUGAUAAAGAUAUCUGGAGUUGCAUUACCUAAACAACUGGAGAACCACAUGUUGCUUCACCUUUGCUGUAGAUUAAGAGCACAUGCCAUAAGCCUGACAAGGGGGAAGUUGUCUAACGGUUGAGUUUGUUUAACUGAGAAAGUUAUAUGCUAAUAUGCUUUUAGUUUAUGUGUAACAUCACAGAAUAUUUAAUAUUAUUCUAUCACCAUUGUAUAAUUUGGAUGUGUAGAAUCGAUAAAUGUGUCCUGAUUUACCAUUUUUUCUUCCUCUUCCCCCUCGCUCCAAAAGCAAAAGUCUAGGACUGCAGUACAGGAGCAACAGCUUUUAUUUGCCUUUUUCUACUCUUAAAUUCUUGAAACUGUUACGUGAAUACUAGUAGUACAUCUUACAUGCCAUAUUCCAUGCAACCAGCAUAUAUAAAUGAUUUCUGCCUUAAAAUAUGCAUUUAGAGAAUGCAUUUGAAGUGCAAUGGAAUAUUCAACUGUUUUUCCAGUUUUGCUUUUGUAGGGUUACAAAAACCCUAAUCCUA
This is a messenger RNA of Python bivittatus (Burmese python), 4153 nucleotides long. It is a transcript of the gene OSBPL9, whose product is annotated as oxysterol binding protein like 9. Gene Ontology annotation, cellular component: cytosol; membrane; Golgi apparatus. Gene Ontology annotation, molecular function: sterol binding. The record is from RefSeq and is a predicted model, not a curated record. NCBI's taxonomy places the organism in Eukaryota, Metazoa, Chordata, Lepidosauria, Squamata, Pythonidae.